AUGCAAGUUGCCGAUAUGAGACUAAAAUUAGAAAAAUCCGGUGGCUGCGAACAACCCGCCAUUCCUUUCUUCCCUGCCAGCAACAUCUCAUCCAGGAGAACUAUCCUGUUUCCCUUAUAUUUUUACCUUGAUCUAACCGUCUCUCAGUGAUCUGGGUCCCGCUGGACCAUUCAAUACAAUGUCCGUCAGACGGAAUGGCCAACUGGCUCCGUGUGAGCCCUGUCGCAAAGCAAAGCUCCGUUGCGACCAUUCCAUGCCCGUAUGCCAGAGAUGUGCGCGCAGAGGCAAAUCCGAGAGCUGUGUCUAUCAUCAGGGCCCGAUGAGUCGCACCUGGUACAGUAAUGAUGGCAUAUCGCCCUCCGCAUCACCCCAUCCUAAGACCAGCUCCGAGCCAAUUCUGCAAGCCCGGUCUUUCGCCAACUGGGAUGCGCAGGUGCCUGUGCGCUCCUCCUCCAGGCUACAGGGGCUGACGAGUUACUCGGCUGUAUUUGGUGAGAGUGAUGAUCGUCUGAAUAGGGCUUUGCGUAUCGAUGCGCCUGCUGCCCUUCGCUCGGCUCCGACGACACCAGAUCCCAGACAGGUACAGCGGGGUGCGCGGUUGCUUGUUCUGCUGUUUGAACACCUUCCUCUGUACGAGAGACUUGCGGAGACUUCCUUGGAGCUGUCGCCCGAAGGGUCUCUUCUGGGUUAUCGACUCGUGAGUAUACUGAUCAGGUCUCUGAAGGACACCUACGAAGCUUGGACAACCGACGCAAAGGAUCCAAAUGCUCAGUUUGCGAAUAUGCUGGGCUGGUCACAGAAGAUAUUCGAUAAUGGUUCGAGGACUAUUGACGUCCAUCCGCCCAUGGCUCCGGAGGACUUCAUUCGCGCUGUGUCGGGCACAUGGGAGGGUAUCGGACUGGUCCUUUCAGUUAUCGGCCAGGGUGCCAUGUUGGAAAGGGACUGGAAGUCUAUCUAUGAGAUGGACGGCACCGUGUCUAGAGAUCAGAGGUCUAUAGCUGUCAUGGCUGCUGCCGCUAGCGAUGCCUGUCUACAGUUUUGUGAUAACUUUGGCACCGUCCAUGAUCCGCUGGGUUGGCUGCUAUUUCAGCACAUACAUCUGUUGAUCCUGGUCUACGGGGACAAUGAUUACCGGCCUUGGAGAAAACUGGCCGAAUUAUCGAACGUCGUCUUCACCCUCGACCAGUCCAAGCAGAGCGCGCAACUUCCGUUCUUUCUGAUCGAGCUGCGCAAGCGGCUUAUGGCUGGCGCAUAUGGAAUCGACAAGCGAUUGGCAACAUUCCUGGCGAGGCCACCACAGAUCAGUUGGAGAUACUGUGAUAUGCAGCUUCCCUUGGACUUGAGCUACGAUGAGAUCCUGGCGGCGCCUGAGACCCGAGAGGCUGCGAUCAGUAAACUUGACCUAAGCGGAUGGAAUACCAAGGGUGUUAUUCAUAAAGCUGCAUGGCUGCGCAUUUCACUUCUCGUCGGUUCAAUCCGAGAGCAAGUCCUGGAAUUGUCUCUGAGCCGCCAGGUUGAGGAUCUGCCGCUGAAAGUGAGUGAAAUAUCGCAAAACUCUCGCAGGACAUGGGAUGAACUCCCGGGCUUUCUUCAUUGGCGUCCUGGCGUAGAAAGCUCCAUUCUCCACAGCAGCGUACUGAUCCCUAUGAACCUCGAAUUCCUCUAUAACGAUUUUCUGCUCUAUCGUAUUCUUGUCAAACGCGCCCAGACUGGGUAUGAAUCUCUGAUCGGUAUCUCGCACGAAAUCCUGAAAACGACUCUCGAGCUCAUCGGAAAGGAAAUCGGGUCUGGAACGGGCACGUACAGCGUAGGAUGGAAUGCGUCCUCCUUUGGCAUACCUGCCGCUGGCGUCCUCGCAAUGGAACUGCUGCGCCAAAGCGGAUACCUGUCUCAGUCGUCGCCUCCCAACAUCUCACACAGACGAUCCGAAAUCAUCCAGAACCUGAGUAUCUUCGCCUCGCAUCUGCAGUAUGUCGUACGGCCUCAUGACGGCAACUACGAUAUUUGCCAGUACUCGCGGCGGAUUAUUUGCCGGAUCCUCGAUCGUAUUUUGUCUGUCAACCUCCCGGCAUUGUCAUCCCCUCUACCUGCUGAGGUGCUGGCGACAGACUGGUUGAAUGGCGAGUCGAUUUUGCUGGACGAUGGGACGGACUUUCUUACAUGGGUUGAUGGGCUGAAUUCUAACGCGCAAUGAAUUUCGGAUUUCAGACGAAUUAUAUGCUUAUGAAUAGUCUUUUCGGGGCUUUGGAUGGAUGUACAUGGAAAAAUCAUCGUUGACUACGGCCACAUUUAUACUUUCACAGCCACCAGAAUGGAAACCCUCUGCUUUACUCUAUUCAAAUAAAAUCCUAGUUCAUAGAAAUAUCCAAGAUUCA
Molecule: messenger RNA, 2375 nt
Organism: Monascus purpureus
Lineage: Eukaryota; Fungi; Ascomycota; Eurotiomycetes; Eurotiales; Aspergillaceae
Source: the annotation of a GenBank genome assembly